Acanthoscelides obtectus is the source of this 213-nucleotide messenger RNA. The record is from the annotation of a GenBank genome assembly. Lineage: Eukaryota; Metazoa; Arthropoda; Insecta; Coleoptera; Chrysomelidae.
AUGAAGAAACAUUUGCUGACCCAUACUGGUGAACGACCUUACCUCUGUACUCAUUGUAAGAAGGGCUUCACAAGUACGUACGCCUUAAAGAUACACAGUCGGCAACAUACAAAAGAGCGGCCCUUUAUUUGUGAAUAUUGCAGUUUAUCGUUUGCGCAGAAAGUGUCAUUGGUUACUCAUUUAAAAAAUAAACAUGGCAGUAACCAUAACUAG